AUGUUGAUGGGAGACUACAAGAAGGAAUAUGCAAAGUUGUGGGAUUACGCAGAGGAGCUUAGGAUGAGCAAUCCUGGGAGUACUAUUAUAUUAAAGGUUGAAAAGUCCGAUAUGCAAACUAAGGCAUUGUUUGAGAGAAUGUACAUUUGUUUUGCUGCUUGUAAGAAAGGAUUCCUUGGUGGAUGUAGAAAAGUUGUGGGGUUGGAUAGUUGCUUCUUGAAAGGAAUUUGUCAAGGUCAGAUCUUGUGUGCUGUUGGAAGGGAUGGAAACGAUCAGAUGUUCCCAAUUGCUUGGGCAGUUGUUAGAGUUGAGAGUACAGACACAUGGACUUGGUUCUUGACAAAUUUGAUGUAUGAUCUCAAUAUUAUACACACAUAUGGACAGGGUUGGGUCAUAAUUAGUGACAAACAGAAGGGUCUUCUACAAGCUAUGGCUAAGCUGUUGCCUGCAGCUGAGCGUAGGAUGUGUGCCAGACACAUCUAUGCCAAUUGGGGCAAGAAGUAUAAGGGGAUACAGAUGCAAAGACUGUUUUGGCAAUGUGCUAAGAGUAGUACUAUGGCAGAGUAUGAUGAACACUCUCAAGCAUUGAAGAAAAUCAGUCCUGCUGCAUAUCAUGACUUGGUUCAAACAGAGCCAAGGCAUUGGUCCAGGGCUUUCUUUACUACUAAUGUGAAAUGUGAUAUUGUUGACAACAACUUAUCUGAGGCAUUCAAUGGAAGAAUUAUAAAUGUUAGGUGCAAGUCCAUUUACAGUAUGUUGGAGGACAUGCGAAUAAUGAUAAUGACAAGGAUGCAUACACAAAGGGAUGCAUGUGUUAAGUGGAGAAGGGACUGUGGUUCGAGAAUUGUAAGAAAGUUGGAAGAAAAUAGAGUUGGUGCAACUUAUUGCCAAGUGAUAUGGAAUGGUAAUGCUGGAUAUGAGGUGAUGGAUAAGGGUGAGAAGCACGUCGUGGAUGUGUUCAAGAGAGACUGCUCUUGUAGAAGAUGGCAACUAACUGGCAUCCCUUGUUCUCAUGCCAUUUCUGCUAUAAAUCAUAGGCAAGAGGAUGCAUAUGACUAUAUUGAUGAAUAUUAUAAGAAAGCCAAGUUUUUAGUUGCAUAUGAGAACAUGAUAAUGCCAGUUCAAGGAGAGAAAUUUUGGAAAAAGACUAAUAGGGAGCCAUGA
Syzygium oleosum is the source of this 1164-nucleotide messenger RNA. RefSeq lists its product as uncharacterized. The transcript has 2 exons. Bases 1 to 1164 code for a protein of 387 amino acids. The record is from RefSeq and is a predicted model, not a curated record. Gene Ontology annotation, molecular function: zinc ion binding. Lineage: Eukaryota; Viridiplantae; Streptophyta; Magnoliopsida; Myrtales; Myrtaceae.